Messenger RNA from Chiloscyllium plagiosum (whitespotted bambooshark), 4063 nucleotides. RefSeq names its product integrin alpha-E-like. Gene Ontology annotation, biological process: cell-cell adhesion; integrin-mediated signaling pathway; cell adhesion mediated by integrin. Gene Ontology annotation, cellular component: integrin complex; external side of plasma membrane. Gene Ontology annotation, molecular function: integrin binding. The record is from RefSeq and is a predicted model, not a curated record. Lineage: Eukaryota; Metazoa; Chordata; Chondrichthyes; Orectolobiformes; Hemiscylliidae.
GGGUGGAGUAGUUGCUCAUCUGUCGUCUUACCGCCCAUAUGCGCCUUAAUUUGGAUGUACAUUUUCAGUUGUAAUUGCUGUGGAGAAUUGAAAUAGUCUACUUACUGUCACAGUCUUUAGUAACAUUAAAAUGAAAAAAAUGAUUGUAGCUCUGCUUCUUUUGCUGUUAUCCCUGAAUACAUCAAGAACCUUCAACAUUGAUACCAAUAUAAAAGUGCGAUUCCAAAAUAAUGAUGGCAUUCUGUUUGGCCAGAAUGUUGUCCAGUACAGUCAUGGACAAUAGAACUGAUCUUUGAAGAAGGCAAUUCACGCAAUAAUUUCUUACGUAGACUGGAACACCAAGAACAGAAUAUAAAGAUUGUUACUGGAUAUUGGUAAGUUCUCCCCUAUAUACCACUGACAACAGACAUUAUGGGAGAAUAGAGAAAUGCGAUCUAAAAAGAAAAUUAUGUGAAGCUAUCAAACUCACAGAAGCUGAGAAAUCUCGUAUCAGGCCUGGCUUCACCAUGGCUAUCAGCUUUUUGCCCUCACAAUUCUUGGUGUGUCGACAACAUCAGAAAAGGCUUAGUAAGAACAGUGAAAAUUUGAAUGGAGUCUGCACAAUCCUGUCUCCAGAACUGCAAGAAACCCAUUCUUUUGAGCCUGUCUCUUUGGUGAAAUUCAGUACUGGGGAUAACAGCAGCAACAAUAACAACAACAACAAGUUGGAAAAACAUGAAGAUUUCACAGGAAAAAUCAAACUAAUUACUACCAACAGCAAGAAGAAGAAUAACAACACCACCAAGAAAGACAAUGAAUUCCCAGUCAGCAACAACAGUUGGAAUAACAGCAACAACAACAACAACAAUGGGAAUAAUGACAAGAACAAGGAUUUAGAAAAAGAAAAAGUUAAGCAAAGCAAUGAGAACAGCAAUAACAACAAAGACAAGAAAGAGAACGAUGAUGAAUUUCCAGGCACUGAGAUUGCAAUUGUUCUGGAUGGAUCAGGAAGCAUUGAAGAACCUGACUUCCAAAAAGCAAAAGAUUUUAUUAUAAACAUAGCCAAAAACAUUUGGAAACGAUGUCUUGAGUGUGAAUUUGCAUUGGUGCAGUUUGGUAUGGAAAUUAAGACGAUAUUUGAUCUGAAUGACAGCCAGGAAAUAAGUUCUGGAAUUUUCUCAAUUGUAAGAAAUAUGCUUCAGUUGGGUCAAACCACAAAAACAGCUUCAGCAAUACAACAUGUACUUGACAACAUCUUCAAUGAAACUCGAGGCUCCAAUAGAAAUGCCAAACGGUUUAUCAUUGUAGUGACAGAUGGAGAAAUAUUCAGAGAUGACAGAAAUCUAACAGAUGUAAUCAACUCAGAUAAAAUGGUGAAUAUAACACGGAUAGCUGUUGGGGUUGGACCAGCCUUUAAGAAGGAAGCUGCAUUUAAUGAGCUGAAACUAAUUGCAUCUGAUCCAGAUGAGACACACCUAUUCCAGGUUGACAAUUAUAGUGCUUUAGAUAGUCUUCUGACGAAUCUAGAGAAAAAUAUUGUUGGAAUUGAAGGUACCCAAGGUGUAAACAUCAGUGCAUUUCAGAUGGAACUGGCCCAAGCUGGAUUUAGUGCAGAUUACGCUGAUGGCAACAUUUUACUUGGUGCUGUAGGAGCAUAUGACUGGAGUGGAGGAGUAAUAAUGUAUAACCAAGAAACAGGAGCACUUUUUCUAAAUGAGACUAAAGGAACACUCGAAGCAGCUUACAGUUACCUUGGGUACAGUGUAGCUUCAGUAAAGGGAAUGAAUGGGCAGCACUUGUACGUUGCUGGAGCCCCUCGGCAUAGCCAGACUGGACAAGUACUUGUAUUUCAAGCAGGAACUUCUGUCAAAAUAAAGCAACAUCUUGCAGGGAAGCAGCUGGGGUCAUACUUUGGUUCAGAGCUGUGCUCUCUGGAUAUAAACAAUGAUAAUGUGACAGAUUAUCUUCUUGUCGGUGCUCCAUUCUUUCAUGUACAAGGCGAAGAGGGCAUGGUUUAUAUCUACCAGCUCAAUGACAAGAAUACAUUUGAAGAGAAGGACAAUUUGACAGGAAUAUCAAGUUAUACCAAUGCCAGAUUUGGAGUUGCCAUUGCAAACAUAGGUGACAUCAAUAUGGAUGGAUACAAUGAUGUAGCUAUUGGAGCUCCUCUGGAAGAAGACCAUAGAGGCAGUAUCUAUAUAUUUAAUGGACAUAAGGAUGGUAUUCACAAGGCUCAUUCCCAGCGAAUAAGUGGGAAGGAUGUUCUGCUUGAACCCUUAUACUUUGGACAAUCAGUGGCUGGUUCUUCUGAUGUUGAUACUGAUGGGAUUCUUGACAUAACAGUUGGUGCACAAGACAAUGUUGUUGUGCUCAGCUCAAGACCAGUUAUCAACAUUGGGACCAAUGUUACAUUUUUUCCGAAGCUGGUGCCUUUGUCCUUCACAACUUCCCAUGAGCAAGAGAAAAUUAUCCAAGUUUCUGUGUGUUUUACUGCUCAAUCAAAAUUUGCAUCAUUAGAUUUGAAAAAUUCAUAUGUGAAUUACACCAUUAAUCUGGAUACAAAGCAGAAGACUAAAAGAGUGACAUUUGCAAUGAACGAUGGAACUCCUGACUCUAUAUCUGAUUAUGUCAGGAUCUCAUUAGAUGCCUGUAAAAACUAUUCACUCAUUGUGCAGCAUUGCACAAUGGAUUGUGUCUCUGCAAUUAUUGUAGAAGUGAAUUAUACACUGAAUAAUACUGAAAAGAAGCCUGGACUACCCUUACCAAUUCUUGAUCAUUUUUCCAACCUGUCAUCAUGUGUUGAGCUCAAAUUUCAGAAGGACUGUGGAUCUGACAAUAUAUGUAAAGCAAAUCUAAAAUUGGAAUCCAAAUUGCCAGAAAACUUUACAUGGAUUGUUGGUAAGACAAAAGAAGUGAGUUUAAACAUUCUUCUGUCCAAUACUGGAGAAGAUUCAUAUCUCACCACCAUGGACCUGUCCUAUCCAAAAAGUCUUUUCUUUAAGGGGAUCUCAAAACCUCAGCUUGCAGAUGUUAAAUGCACAGAUCAAGCCACGUCCUCCUUAUCCUUCCUAAAUUGUGAGAUUUUUCAUCCAGUGUUCAAGAGGAAUUCACAAGUGGAAGUUUCUAUUUCUUGGGAUCUUGGAAGUGCACCAUUUAAAGAGGAAUUUGCAUGUGUCAGCGUUAAUGUUAGCAACAAAAAUGAAAUUGGAAAUGCUGUUCACAAUACCCAUAAUAUUCCUGUGAGACAUGGCUUGAAUGUCUUCCUGAAAGCAGAAAAUCAAAUAACAGAAGUUGACAUUCGCAAUAAAGCUGUGGAUGAGACUGUGAAAUAUAAUUUUCAGGUCACCAUGGAGAACCCUUACAAUGCAUCGGUGAAUCUAACAUUAUCAAUUCCAGUGAAAAUACAGGAUCGACAAAUACUCCAACUUCAACAGGAAUCUUUGAAACAUUGUUUGAAAACACAGAAAAUCUUCAAACAACAGCCAGAACAGAAAAUAAAAGAUCAAUGGGACUGUGACAUGCAUGAAUGUGAAUGUUGGUAUUUUCAGUGUGAACUCACAGCAGCAAAACAAGACAUUGAUCUAACAGCACGGUUGCCAGUCAACAAUUUAAAACAGAUUGUGAAGGACAGGGCUGAUAUUGUGAUCUCAGGCGUUGUUGUCUUUGAUGAGAAGCUAUAUCAGGAAACAUCUGAUGCUAAAGACAUACAUCACAAUGUUAAGAUGCACGUGACCAUUGUAAAUACUCCAGUCUUUAACGCUAUCCCUGUGGUGGCUGGGAGCACAGUUGGUGGAAUCCUGCUUCUACUUUUGAUUAUUUUAAUUCUGUACAAGUGUGGAUUUUUCAAACGCAGUUACAAGGACAUGAUUGAAUUUGAAGAAGAAACUGAACAUUGAACUCUGAAACCAAAGAAAUACCUUACUAUUGUUAGUGAUACUUUCAUCUUGAAUAUUAAAUGAUCUAUUUACAUUUAAUUAAACUUUUCAACAGAAGCUUAAUGCACAUGUGAAGUAUAUUAAUGUGCUCCAAAUGUGGAUCUUGCUGGAAAUUUGUGAAAAGAAUAAAUUACAUGCUCAAAUAAUAU